Molecule: messenger RNA, 437 nt
Organism: Trichogramma pretiosum
Lineage: Eukaryota; Metazoa; Arthropoda; Insecta; Hymenoptera; Trichogrammatidae
Exons: 4
Coding region: 1-372 (123 amino acids)
Source: RefSeq, a predicted model, not a curated record
AUGUUGAUGGCAAGUAGCGACUCGAUAUUGACCAUUAGUGGUACUAUUGAUACGCUCACUGAGUACGAUCUUAGCGAAGCCAACAGCGUGAGCUGCGAUGGGUACAUUACCGACCAUACAGAUCUUGUGUCCGACAUCGAUGAGUCUGAGCUGCGCCGAGAACUUCUUACCGAUAAAUGGAGAUUACUUUUCGAUAAGUAUGAUCCUGAGGGUUUUGGAGAAAUUCCAAUCGAAGAUUUUCUAGUGGCAUUGAAAAGUUCUGAAUGGCAAAAAAAAAUACCUAUCAAUAAAUUGGACCUUUUGUACGCGAGAGCAAAAGAGUUUCACGUCAAUGCUGUAACAUUUCAGGACUUCGUGAAUGUGUAUUGUUGACUUUACAUUGUAUUAUUGGAUCCAGGAAUUGAGUCAAAUUUCUGCAACCAAUAAUUAUCUAGUCA